Molecule: messenger RNA, 991 nt
Organism: Mus musculus (house mouse)
Lineage: Eukaryota; Metazoa; Chordata; Mammalia; Rodentia; Muridae
Gene: Aamdc
Product: adipogenesis associated Mth938 domain containing
Exons: 6
Coding region: 362-730 (122 amino acids)
Cellular component (GO): cytoplasm
Source: RefSeq, a predicted model, not a curated record
GGGGAGGGGGCGGAGCUUCGGGUGUGGGCCGGCUGAAGGCGAAUUCCAGGCCUGGUGGCUGAACCGCUGUGGCUCAGAGUCCCUCGGCUAGCUGCAGGGAAAGGUGAAGCACGGAUCCGACUGGAGGAACAACCGCGAACAGAAGCGCUGCGCAAGGUACCAUGAGUCCUGGUUUAUCCCUAACUGACUAUGUAUGUGAGGUUCCCUGAACUCCUCCCGACCCUCCUCCUCACCUCCCAAGUGCUGGGAUCACAGAAUUCUGACCACUACAAACCACUAUUAGCUGUACUUACCAUUUGUCUUGGUCUGUAUGCUGUUGCUAUCAUGGAAUUGAUGAGACUGGAUUUCAGCUCAGUUACUUAUGGCUUCCCCUAAAAUUGCUUCCCUCUCUUGGGGACAAAUGAAAGUGCAAGGCUCUACCUUAACCUAUAAGGAUUGCAAAGUAUGGCCAGGAGGCAGUCGGGCUUGGGACUGGAGAGAAACAGGAACCGAGCAUUCUCCUGGAGUGCAGCCAGCAGAUGUAAAGGAAGUUGCUGAGAAAGGGGUACAGACUCUUGUGAUUGGCAGAGGAAUGAGUGAGGCCUUGAAGGUGCCUCCGUCGACUGUGGAGUACCUGGAGAAACAAGGCAUUGAUGUGCGGGUCCUCCAGACAGAGCAGGCCGUGAAGGAGUAUAAUGCCUUGGUUGCCCAAGGGGUCAGGGUAGGAGGUGUCUUCCAUUCCACCUGCUGAUGGCGCCUACAGAGGAGAAUAAAUCAGACCACAAAGCCUUGGCUGUCUUACCAGUCUCCACAUCAGCCUCCACUGUGUAUUUUGGACAUAUGUUCAUGUUCUUGGGACAGAUUGGUGGGAGGCUGAGGCACAGGUUUUGCACUCCAGGUUGCUUAAAUCAGAGAAGAGAGAGGUUUGCUGACAUUUAAUAUUGUGCUAUGUGUUAGGUUCAAAGUUUGAGAAACUUGAUACAAAAAUAAAGGUUGAAACUUGAAGGCCAAA